Bipolaris victoriae FI3 is the source of this 813-nucleotide messenger RNA. RefSeq lists its product as hypothetical. Lineage: Eukaryota; Fungi; Ascomycota; Dothideomycetes; Pleosporales; Pleosporaceae. The record is from RefSeq and is a predicted model, not a curated record. The transcript is spliced from 2 exons. The coding region runs from base 1 to 813 and encodes 270 amino acids.
AUGAAGGCCUCACAGUUUAUCGCCUACCUAUUGGCAUCGCAAGCAAUCAGCGCUGCUUCUCUACCUGAAUUUAACAAUGCGCUCAAUAUCCUCGAAGACCGCCGCGUCGUUCCUGCAUCGGAAGUCGUCUCCCCAGACCACACGCUAGAGCGUCGCAAGGGCGGCGGUGGACGUGGCGGAGGCAGCAGUGGAGGCAGCAGCAGCGCCUCUCCCACAUCCAACACCGGCGGCUCUACAAGCACAGGCUCGGGCCCAUCACGCUCAUUCGGCGGAGGACGAUACUACGGCGGCGGCGCUGCCGUACCUUACUCCGCCGGAAAAAAGACUCCAAAGGGUCUUUCACCCGGUCUCUUGCUUGCGCCCGCAGCAAUCCUCCUCAUCAUGCCCGGUCUCUGGCUCUACAGCGUUUACCCAUACCACUACAGCAACCCCUACCGCUUCUACAACCAGUCCGCUACCGAUGAUGAUGACAACGACAGAAAGAGGUCGCUCUGGACCCGCCAGACACAGGGUCGCAAUGAGACGCUACCUGUUAUGUGUCUUUGCCAGGAGUUCAGCGUUUGCGGCUGUGACGAAAACGACGACCAGCAGUACCUUGAUGAUCUGGUUGGCAACGGAAGCUACGCUGCGCUCAACAAGUCGCUCAUCACUGUUUCUGAUGUCAAUGGCACUAAGACACUCGUCCUCAAUGGUACUCUUCCCAAUGGCACCACGGCGCCUGGCGGUGAGGGUGCGGCUGCUAGCUUGACAGUUGGCAACCUUGCUGGCUACUACGCUGUUGCUCUGCUCGUUAUUGCUGGCGUCAUGCUGUAA